Messenger RNA from Passer montanus (Eurasian tree sparrow), 2356 nucleotides. RefSeq lists its product as uncharacterized. The transcript is spliced from 9 exons. Lineage: Eukaryota; Metazoa; Chordata; Aves; Passeriformes; Passeridae. The record is from RefSeq and is a predicted model, not a curated record. The coding region runs from base 1 to 1146 and encodes 381 amino acids.
AUGUGGCUGCCGGAGCCGCAGGCCGGCUCCGGCUCGCCGGACUGCCCUGACCUGCUGCAGCACGUCCAGGCGCUGCACUUGCCCUCCACCCCGCUCUACCUCAGCUUCUUCGAGGAAGAAUGUCGCGCCAUCGCUGAGCGCCUGCACCUCGCGGCGGCCGCGGAGCCCUCGCCGGGCCAGGGGGAGCUCAGCGGGCUGCAGCCCAUAACCCCCGGCCCCGCCACCUCCACGCCGCUGCCCUUACCGAGCCACGGGCGGGUCCCAGACUCGAGCGCGGGCGAUUGCGAGGCCGCUGCUGCCCCUGCCCGCGGCGGGCGCUGGCCCCGGCCGGGCCGCGGCCGCGCCAGGCUCGCUCUGCCCCGCGCACGGGCCUCGCUGGGGCUGCAGCCCCCCGCGGCCGGCGCGGGGCGAGGCAACUGGGAAACACGGCUCCUCCGGCCCCCAGGGGCCAGGCUGAAGCUGACGUCGCCUGCCAGGUCCAGGCUCCAGCGUGCCAGCGGGGUUUCACAGCGGGCGCAGCCUUCCCACCUUCCCAAACUCGCCCCCCGGGGCGGAGGGAUGAAAAGUAAUGCUGCACCUGCCAGUAGCGUCGCGCGAAGCAGGGAAACACCUGCUGCCAAGGUUGGGAGUUGUAAACAGUCCUCCUCAAGGCCUUCUACAGAAAUUCCUACUGUGGCUUCCCGCUCCUCACUGCGGCCUCUGGAAAAAGUGACUUUGUCCAAGCAUUUUUGCCUCAAUAAAGUAUCAACUACAGAGGAUCUGGUGUGCAAUAGGACCCGAGAGCUGAAGGAAAAUGAUGAGAGGAAAGAAAGGCUGGUUGCAGCAAGCAUUGUCUUGGGAGCAGGUAGAAAUGACCAGACGUGGGAGUGCGUGGAGUCCUCUUUGUCCAGUGAGUUGGCCCCUGUCCUGACUUCACGGUGUGAAGAUGCAGUCCCUGCUGAGCAGUCUGCAGGUGAUCAGCUGUCCCAGGAACUGGAGCGUGUGAAGAAAGAGCUGGAGCAAGUGAAGGGCGAGCUUGCUGACAAGACUGCCCAGUGUAAAGCCUAUCAGCAGACAAUCUCCUCCUUGCAGGCUCAGCUCAGAGCAGCAGGAAUCUGUCUGAAAGAUGCAGCAGUGUUCGACAGUGGUGAGCUGGGGAAAGACUGACAGCUGGGACAUGGGGACAGACAACAGCCAUUGUCUAGCUGUGCGAGCCCCUGGGCCAGUGAUGUAUGUGGAGCUCUUGAAUGAAUUAAUUUUUCAACUCCUUGUAUGUAAAAUAAAGGUAUCUUUUGCAGUGAUGCAUGCUGUCUGCUUGGGUAGAGGCAGUGCCCAGUGCUGCCCACUGAUCCCCACUGGGCAAACAGGGUAGGUCUGUGCUUGGCUAUGGCUGGUUUUGCUCAGCCAGAGAUUUGACAUCUGUUACAGGAAGGAGCUCGGUGCUGGUGGAUGGAGGUACAGUGUGGCUCUGGGGAAGCAUUUCUGGACAAAAUUGAUGCUUCCAGGUGGAAUGCUUGGAUGUGUGGUGGUGGUAGGCAGCUGUAUGGGCAGGUUUCUUCCUUAGGUCACCUUCACAUUGGAUGUGGGAAAAGGCACUGCUGGCUUAUGGCACAUUAGACUUCUGCAGCCUUUGGCUAUUUAUUACUGCUUUAUUAUCAGUGACUGUGGGCACAUGGUGGCACAUGCACUUGGGACUCAGUCCAGUCCCUCACUGUUCUGCAUGCUGGUGCUGGGAGCCCUGCUCUGCUGCCUUCCCUCUGGGUCAUGGAUGCAGGCACCUUCUUGCACUGCCUUGUGUCUGGGUGAGGCACUGGAGAGUCUGGUGCUGGCAGUGCGCUGAGUUUGGGCUGGGAAGGCUGGCCUGUUCCUGCUCCUGUUAUUUCUGGCUGCCUUGGAACAUGCACCCCUUCCUGGGGCACUGCCCUGGACUGUGUGCAGGGUGGCUGCACAGGGCUGCACAGCUGUGUUGGCUGUCUCCCACCCCUGCGUGGCGCUUGGUUGAUGGGAAGCUCCAGUGCUGGCACAAUCUGCAGCAGAGCCCUAACAUGCUGUGUGUUCCCUGGACAUGCACGAAGAUAACUUCUUGGUGCAGGUACUAAUGGAGUUGACUCCAAAAAGUGCCCUGCUAUUUGUAAACAGAGAGGCACUUGUGGGUGAAGCUGGACUCAGUGGUCCUUAUGGUCCCUUCCAAUCUGAAAUACUCUAUAUUGUUUCAGUUGUGGAGGCAUCCAAGGAUGGAUGUGGAUCUGUUUCUGCAGGUCUUCUGGCCCCUUUUGUGGGCUGGAGCCAUUUCCUCCCCUCUUUUGAUGCUGGCUGUGUUUACCUUGCUGCUAUUUGCCUUCCUGCUGCUCCUGUUGAGACAUGCACCUGGCUUGUU